Prorocentrum cordatum is the source of this 2268-nucleotide messenger RNA. Lineage: Eukaryota; Dinophyceae; Prorocentrales; Prorocentraceae. The record is from the annotation of a GenBank genome assembly.
AUGGCUGCGGGAGGGGGCUCGGCAGCGCCUCUGAGGGGCGCAGCUGGGGCCCGUGCGUCGGCGGAUCGCCUGGUCGCGCGGCUGCAGCGGCAGCUCGCGGACGCCGACCGCCGCAGGCUGGAGGCCGAGGAGGCCAUUGACACGCUCGUCGGCGACGCCGAAGUCGGCGCGCGCGUCCGCUGCCUGCUGCCAGCGCUGGCGGCCUUGGUGGCUGGACGUGCGCCGACCUGGUUGCAGAAGCUGCGCCGCAACGUCGCGCUGCACGCCGCGGCGCCGGGGGCGCGGAUACUGGUGGCCGAGGCUGCCGAGCUCCGCGCUGCCCAGCACGGGCCGAGGCUGGAACGCGCCGCUGUGGUGUCGGGGCCGUUCGACGACGUGGAGAAAUUGGACACAGUGGACUGCGGCAGGGAGGAGGCGCUGGCUGCCCGAGGGGCCUCGGGGAUUCUCGAGACCCAGGGUCCGUGGGCGGGAGGCGGCCUGCACCCUGCUGCUCGGGUGCUCCACGUGGCCGAGUUGGAGCCGAGGCUCCUGGCGCAGGCCGAUGCCUUGGCGGCGGAGCGCGCUCCUCUACCAGGGCUGGGCGGUCAGGGAGGCACUGAUCAUCAAGACCUCCUCGACGCCCAAGGGCAACUGCACGGUGCCACCCCAGAGGGCCUAGUACCUGGGGGCUUGGGAACGUUUCCCAUCUGUUCUGUGCUGGAGGCCGGUGCCGCGGGCCCUAUGCUGGCGCCUGGGGAUUGGCACACCGCCGAUCCGCUGGCGGAGGCGGAGGCCUUCGUCCAGGGCCUGGCGGCGGGCUGGCGGUUCGCCGAGGCAGCCUCCCAGCCUCGGGCGGAGUCGCUCGACGUGCAGCGGCUGGAGGCGGCAGAGCAGGACGGCGCGGCGCACCCCAGCAAGCUGUCGGGCACCGCGCGCGAGGCCGAGGAGCUCUUCGACCCGAUCGAGGAGCCCGUGCCUGGCGACGCGGAGCCCGAGGGCAAGCAGGCAGAGGCUGUGCACGGCGCGGCGGUGCCCAACGCCCAGCACUUCGGCAACCUAGCGGCGGCGGCGGCGGCGCACGGAAUCAGCGGCGCAGCCGCAGAGCUUUUCGACAAGCUGGGGCAGGCCGCGCUCGAUGUCACGGGGUCGUUCGACUUUGGGUCUGAUGAGCCUGUGUGCGGCGGCGCGGGCCACCACAGUGUGCUGGAGGAGUCAGCGGGCGGCGCUUCCGUGGGCACCGCCAGCCAGGCCGAGGUGCAUCAGGAUCGGGCCCUGGUGUGCGCUCGCCUCGAGAGGGCGCUGGUGGCCCUGGUCCAGAUCUUCGAAUCGUUCGAGCUGGUGCGCGUCCCGUCGUGGCUGCUGGAACCACAGCGCGAGGCUGUGAGAGCGGCGGUUGCGGCCUUGGAGCGCGCCAAGGGCGAUCACGCGGCUGUGCACGGCGCAGCGGUGCCCAACGCCGAGCACUUCGGCAACCUGGCGGCGGCGGCGGCGGCGGCGCACGGAAUCAGCGGCGCAGCCGCAGAGCUCUUCGACAAGCUGGGGCAGGCCGCGCUCGAUGUCACGGGGUCGUUCGACUUUGGGUCUGAUGAGCCUGUGUGCGGCGGCGCGGGCCACCACAGUGUGCUGGAGGAGUCAGCGGGCGGCGCUUCCGUGGGCACCGCCAGCCAGGCCGAGGUGCAUCAGGAUCGGGCCCUGGUGCGCGCUCGCCUCGAGAGGGCGCUGGUGGCCCUGGUCCAGAUCUUCGAAUCGCUCGAGCUGGUGCGCGUCCCGUCGUGGCUGCUGGAACCACAGCGCGAGGCUGCGAGAGCGGCGGCUGCGGCCUUGGAGCGCGCCAAGGGCGAUCACGCGGCGCACCCCUGCAAGCUGUCGGGCGCCCUAUGCGAGGCCGCGGAGCUCUUCGACCCGAUCGAUGCGCCAGAGUCUGGCGUGACGGAGCCCGAAGGCAAGCAGGCAGAGGCUGUGCGCGGCGCAGCGGUGCUCAACGCCGCGCACUUCAGCAAGCAGGCGGCGGCGGCGCACGGACCCAGCGACGAUGUCGCGGAGCUCCUCGCCGCGUUCGAGGAGUUGCUCGCGGACGGCGCUUCCGUGGGCCCCGCCAGCCAGGCUGUAGUGCAGUGCGAAUCGGUCGGGGCCAGCCCCGCUGCAGCGCUGGACCCACAGCGCGAAGUUGUGAGAGCGGCGCUUGCGGCUCGGGAACACGCCCGAGCGACUCGUGAAGGAGGCCGUGGGCAUCGUGCGGCCGCUAGACGUGCCUUGCCUUCCCGCCCUCCUUCCUUCCUUGAAUUCUAG